AAAAAAAAAAAAAAAAAAAAAAAAAAAGAUUGUACGUCGGAUCCAAAACGCGCGUUUUAACAAACGCUAAACCUACUCCAGAUUCUUCUCCUUUCCGCCAUUGCUCGGAAAUCGCGUCUUCGAGCAAUGUGCUGCUGAAACUGAGUCACCCUUCCGAGUUACUUCGAAGGUUUACACUAAGUUUGGGUUUUUGUAAGAAACCGCGUUUCCAAAAUGUUCAACUUCAAGCAAUGGUUGGUUCUUUUGGUGUGUUCGUUAGUAAUGAUGAAGACAGAAGGACUGUUUGUUAAUAUUACAUAUGUUCGAAACGCAGUCGCUAAAGGGGCCGUUUGUUUGGAUGGAAGUCCACCAGCUUAUCAUUUAGACAGAGGUUCUGGAACUGGAAUUAAUAGCUGGUUGAUUCAGCUUGAGGGAGGAGGAUGGUGUAAUAAUGUCACAAAUUGUCUCAGUCGGAUGCAUACUCGAUUAGGUUCAUCUAAGAAAAUGGUGGAGAACCUUGCUUUCUCAGCUAUUCUUAGCAAUAAGAAACAAUAUAAUCCUGAUUUUUACAAUUGGAAUAGAGUGAAAGUUAGAUACUGCGACGGGUCAUCAUUCACAGGAGAUGUGCAAGCAGUGAACCCUGCUACUAAUCUUCACUUCAGAGGUGCUAGAAUUUGGCUAGCCGUUAUGCAAGAGCUCCUCGCUAAAGGCAUGAGAAACGCCGAGAAUGCUGUUUUGUCUGGGUGUUCUGCUGGUGGGUUAGCUUCAUUGAUGCAUUGUGACAGUUUUCGUGCUUUAUUACCUAUGGGUUCCAGAGUAAAAUGUCUUUCAGAUGCUGGCUUUUUUCUAAAUACAAGAGAUGUCUCAGGAGUUCAAUACAUCAAACAAUACUUCCAAGAUGUGGUUACUCUUCAUGGAUCAGCAAAGAAUUUGCCGAGGUCAUGCACAUCAAGAUUGACCCCUGCAAUGUGUUUCUUCCCACAAUAUGUGGCUCGCCAGAUUAGAACUCCUCUUUUCAUCCUCAAUGCUGCAUACGACUCUUGGCAGAUAAAGAACAUUUUGGCUCCGCGUGCCGCUGAUCCUUACGGAAAAUGGCAAAGUUGUCAACUUGACAUCAAGAAUUGCCAUCCUAGCCAACUCAAAGUUAUGCAAGAUUUCAGGUUAGAGUUCUUGAGUGCGGUGAUAGGUUUAGGAAGAUCCUCAUCAAGAGGGAUGUUCAUAGAUUCUUGCUACACUCACUGUCAAACCGAGACACAAACUUCAUGGUUCUGGCAAGAUUCUCCAAUUCUAAACCGAACGACAAUCGCAAAAGCUGUUGGAGAUUGGGUUUAUGACAGAACAUUGUUUCAGAAGAUAGAUUGUCCUUACCCUUGUAACCCUACUUGCCACCACAGGGUUUUCACACCUCUAGAUGCUCCUCCAAUUUAA
Camelina sativa (false flax) is the source of this 1407-nucleotide messenger RNA. The record is from RefSeq and is a predicted model, not a curated record. Lineage: Eukaryota; Viridiplantae; Streptophyta; Magnoliopsida; Brassicales; Brassicaceae.